This is a messenger RNA of Xenopus laevis (African clawed frog), 1776 nucleotides long. It is a transcript of the gene slc25a46.S, whose product is annotated as solute carrier family 25 member 46 S homeolog. Gene Ontology annotation, cellular component: mitochondrial membrane; bounding membrane of organelle; mitochondrial outer membrane. NCBI's taxonomy places the organism in Eukaryota, Metazoa, Chordata, Amphibia, Anura, Pipidae. The record is from RefSeq and is marked provisional. Gene Ontology annotation, biological process: mitochondrial membrane fission; mitochondrial fission; axon development.
CUCGCGGCCUUGUGAUGUCAGACCCAUAUUUCCCUUGUAGGAAGCGGUGCACUGACGUUCUGCGCCCAGGGAUCGUAUCUGCUGUUUGACAGCUGAGGUUUUGGCGAGAGGGUGUAGAAGCGAGGGGCGAUGAGCAGCAUGCAGCCACGGCGCCCUGAUAGGUUUGAUGGCCUAGAAUACCGAGGGACGUCGUGGGGACGAGGAGAAGGAGACCCUCCGCCUUAUCAGUCCAGUUUCCCCGCAAGGUCAUUUAGUUCCUCCGGGGACCUGUCACAGCACUGGGUAACCACUCCGCCUGAUAUCCCGGGCAGCCGCAACCUUCACUGGGGAGACAAGAGCCCGCAGUAUGGUGGAGCCGAUAGUAACGCUGGGCCGCCCGCCUUCGGGGAGGAGAACAGCAACAGCGCCAAUAGCGGGGAACAACUGAAUCGAUUUGCUGGAUUUGGCAUUGGUCUUGCAAGUCUUUUUACAGAGAAUGUUUUAGCUCAUCCAUGCAUUGUGUUGCGCCGCCAGUGCCAGGUGAACUAUCAUGCUCGAAAUUACCAGUUGUCGCCAUUUAAUAUUGUUAAUAUUAUGUACAACUUCACUAAAACACAGGGCCUGCGAGCACUCUGGAAAGGAAUGGGAAGCACAUUUAUUGUUCAGGGCAUAAGUCUUGGAGCAGAAGGCAUCCUUAGUGAAUUUACUCAUUUACCAAGGGAACUUAAUCAUAAAUGGAACCCAAAGCAAAUAGGGGGGCAUCUUCUUCUGAAAGGAUUGGUCUAUGUUAUUGUAACUCCCUUUUAUUCGGCAAGUCUCAUUGAAACCGUCCAGAGUGAAAUUAUACAUGAUAACCCUGGAAUAUUGGAUUGCCUAAAAGAAGGAAUGGGCAGGGUACUGAACCUAGGUGUCCCUUACAGUAAGCGGCUGCUACCACUUCUUGUUCUUACAUUUCCCACUGUUCUUCAUGGCAUUCUACAUUACAUCGUCAGUUCCACCGUCCAGAAGUGUGUCCUGUUCUUCAUAAAGAAAAAGAGUCCUCCACGGCUUCCAGCAGAUGGCUCAAACACUGUUCAAAACAAACUAGAAGAUUAUUUCCCAGAACUUAUAGCAAAUUUUGCUGCAAGCCUUUGUGCUGAUGUUUUGCUCUAUCCUCUAGAGACCGUACUGCACAGACUUCACAUUCAGGGAACACGUACUAUUAUAGACAAUACAGACCUUGGCCAUGAAGUUGUCCCAAUCAACACUCAAUAUGAAGGACUGAAAGACUGCAUCAAUACCAUUAAAAGGGAAGAAGGUGGACUGGGAUUUUACAAAGGGUUUGGUGCUGUGGUGGUACAGUAUACACUUCAUGCUAUUGUUUUACAAAUAACUAAAAUAAUUUAUUCUUCUGUAGUGCAAACUGCUAGCUAAUAGAAUCAUACUAUCCACAGAAACAGCUUGCUGCCACCAUCUUCUUUUAUAACAAUAAUAAAUUGCAUUUUUUUCUCCACCCAUGCGAAACAGUUGUACUUGGAAAUCUAAUUAGGCAUAUACAACCUGGGUUUAUGCAUCAGAUUUUCAGAAUAGAACUUCAGUUUUGUCCUGUGAAAAACACAUUGUCUUACUGCCAGUGCUGCUAAACAACGUGGCCUUUCGUAAAUGUGCAUCUUUCGUAGUAAUUCUUCUUUUUUCUAUCAAAAAAUGUAAGCUGGUACCUAAACCGUAUGAAUCAGUGUCCCGUUAAAAUGACAUUUUCUCUGCCAAUGACUUGCAUAAUAUUACUGCCGAUCCUCUGUAAAUAAAUGUGCAAAAAAA